Molecule: messenger RNA, 2205 nt
Organism: Fusarium musae
Lineage: Eukaryota; Fungi; Ascomycota; Sordariomycetes; Hypocreales; Nectriaceae
Exons: 4
Coding region: 1-2205 (734 amino acids)
Biological process (GO): DNA-templated transcription
Molecular function (GO): zinc ion binding; DNA binding
Source: RefSeq, a predicted model, not a curated record
AUGAGAAACCCUGUCGUCGAUGUCAAGAGAAAGGCAUCGAGUCAGGAUGAGGCUAUCUUCUCUCAAGAUGAUGGGUCGUCAUCUAUGUCUGCGUUCCCUGAUCAUAACAGUAUUGGGUCAACGUCGGGGUCUUCUGUCAUGGAGCAGCCUUCACUGGACAUACUCACGCCGCAGACAUCACAUAGCCUCUUCCAGAAUCUUGACCCCUCCAUGAACACCAACAUUGAUCCCCUCUUCUUCCCUCUCCCCGAUCUCAACCUUCUAUCAGGAGGAUGGGCCAACCCCAACGCCAACGAUGUCGACAUGUACACCUACAAUCAACUCGAUGACAUAGACCUCCGGUUCCUCGACUCAUACAACACCAGCAUCCCCUUCGAAGUGAGAAGUAUACAGCCUACUCCCCGGGGCGCCCAAACCCCACGCGCCGCAUCGCAUACCGAUCCCGGCGAACCCGCUGCCAUGUGUACUGAGGCCUUUCAAAACUCUCACUGGAAGUUCCGACCAAACGCCAAAGACCAUGCUGGCGCUGAGGAGCAUAAUCUCUCCCUUCCCGCUACCGACUCUGCCUACCCUUCACCCGAGUCUGGUGUCGCCUUGGACUCAAACACAAGAGUCACUUCUGCCAAGUUGGAAGGACCCGCUCGUGACAGGAUACUCAUGAUGGUCGUCAAUAGCUGUCGUUCAGAUCACUUGUCGAAAGCAGUAGCCUCAUUCCCCUCUGCUGAGUUGUUGGACACCUUGCUUCAGUACUAUCUCACAUCCCCCGUCACGCAUGCUACAUCCUUCAUCCACGCCGCCUCCUUUAACCCCAACGAGAAGAGGCCGGAACUUGUCGCUGCCAUGGCUGCCUGUGGUGCAGUCUUGACUUCCGAUCCUGCUUUGUCAAAGCUUGGGUAUGCUAUACAAGAGUGCUUGAGGAUAGCAGUCGCCAAACAUUGGGAACAGGAUAACAGUCUUGUACGUGAUCUUCAACUUACCCAAGCCUUCGUCAUCACCCUCGAGAUGGGUAUCUGGAGCGGUCUCCCCCGUAAGGUCGAGAUAGCAGAGAGCUUCUUCAACCCCGUACUCACCAUGAUGCGCCGCGAUGGAAAGUUCAAGAGGUCAGUGUACUCCCAGAGCAAGACCAUGCAAUCUCCAGGGCUAGUCUCUCGGGAAGAGUGGUUUCAGUGGGUAGAGGAUGAGUCCUUCAAGAGGCUCGCCUUCAGGAUGCUAUCUCAUGAUGCCAACACUUCCGCGGCGCUGCUGGUCAGUCCUUCGGUGUCGUAUGCCGAGGUCCUUCUGCCUUUCCCGGAACAUGCGGACUUGUGGACUGCUGCGUCGCCGGAACAGUGGAAUUCGCUCAAGGUCUCGCGCCGACAAGAUGAGCCGCUCUUUGUUGCGGACGUCAUCGAUGAUCCUGAUAUUCUCAACAACCAUACUGACACGGUCGACUCAUACGUCGCCAUCAUGGCGGUCCUCUCUUGCACAUGGACUAUGUGCUGGGAGUAUCUCCAACUCUCAUCCCUGCAAAGAUCACGACCUCGACGCUGGAAUACCCUCGUCACAGAGAUGCGAAAAGACGAACUCCUCAAACUCCUUGGACACCUGAAGCUCAGUCUAUCCGCCGACACUUCUUCAAACCCUGAGAUCCAAAUGCGUCUGGAACUCGCCCUUCUUCACCUCCACAUGCCCUUCGAAGAUAUUCAGAUAUUUGCAGGCAUGGAAGGUCCCGAACGAGCACGUGCAGUCUAUCCCACCGUCCGCGACUGGGUGAAAAGCGAAUCCGCCCGCCACACAAUAUUCCACGCCGCUCAGAUCAUGCACAUUGCCAAGAACUCGCCCCGCGGUUCGAUGCGCGGCCCCAUGGCCAUAAUUCUAUACCACGCGAGUCUCGCAUUCUGGGUAUACGGCCUGUUAUCCGACCAAUCCAGCCUGUCCCGCGCAUUAAGUCAGAAUAUUUACUUGGACGAAGCAGAUAGUAUAGCACUUCAAAGAUUCAAAGGGUUUGGACAGGGUCAGCCUUGUAUACGGUGGAGAACGGAGAUUCAGGGUGAGGGGGAGGUUGUGAUCAGUGUGCCGCUUUCUCAGCCUGACAAGGUCAUGGAGGCGGUUAUGGGGAUUGUGAGUAGUAAUUUUACGGGGAUGCCGGUGCCGCAUCUUACGGAAAAGCUGGUGCAGCUUAUGGAAGAGUUGGAGAAUUCGGCAAAGAGGAAACUGGAUGCAUGA